Molecule: messenger RNA, 2191 nt
Organism: Onychomys torridus (southern grasshopper mouse)
Lineage: Eukaryota; Metazoa; Chordata; Mammalia; Rodentia; Cricetidae
Gene: Calhm5
Product: calcium homeostasis modulator family member 5
Exons: 2
Coding region: 89-1018 (309 amino acids)
Molecular function (GO): monoatomic cation channel activity
Source: RefSeq, a predicted model, not a curated record
UCAAAAGAGCUCCACCCUCAGCCCCAGCCACAGUUGCUGUGUUAAAACCCAGGCGAACGUUUUUUCCCUCUUCGUGUGUGUCUCCAACAUGGAUGCUUUUCAGAGCAUUUUAAAAUUCUUCCUUAACCAAAAAACCGCCAUUGGCUACAGCUUCAUGGCUUUGCUGACCGUGGGAAGUGAGCGUCUCUUCUCACUUGUGGCUUUUAAGUGCCCCUGCAGCGCUGAGAAUACAACCUAUGGGUUGGUUUUCCUCUUUGCCCCUGCCUGGGUGUUACUGAUCCUUGGAUUCUUCCUGAAUAACAAGGCGUGGAGACUCUUCACUGGCUGCUGUAUAAACCCCAAGAAAAUCUUCCCUAGGAGACGCCGCUGCCGCUUCUUCUACGUCCUGGGCCACAUCACGCUGAGUUCAUUGGUGGCGCCAGUGAUGUGGCUCUCUGUGGCUUUGCUGAAUGGGACGUUUUAUGAAUGUGCCAUGAGUGGCACCAGAAGCGAAAAGCUCCUGGAACUGAUUUGCAAGGGCAAACCCAAAGAGUGCCAGGAAGACCUGUACAAAGUCUCCUGUGGUAAAAGCAGCAUGACACCCGUGGAAAACGAAGAGGUGAAGCUGUCUCUGCAAGCCCAGUCUCAGAUUCUAGGAUGGUGCCUGAUUUGCUCAGCAUCCUUCUUCUCUCUGCUGACCACGUGCUAUGCACGCUGCAAAUCUAAAGUCAGCUACCUGCAGCUGAGUUUUUGGAAGACGUACGCCCAAAGGGAGAAGGAACAGUUGGAGAACAAACUCCUGGAAUGCGCCAACAAGCUGAGUGAGAGGAACCUGAAGUGCUUUUUUGAAAACAAGAGGCCAGAUCCCUUUCCCAUGCCCUCUUUCGCUGCCUGGGAGGCUGCGUCUGAGCUACAUUCAUUCUACCAAGACCGUGAACACUACAGCGCCCUCCACAAGGUGAUAGACGACGGUCUGGAACAAACCCCACAAGAGGAAGAAACAACAAUGAUCAUGGUGGGCACUGCCCAGAGUCUGUGAAUCACUCACCAUCACCAGUGAUAGACUCAUUCCAAGAGUCACCUGCCAUCUCCACGACAAGCUAUGUCUCCGGUGUUCUCACCAUCAGAGCUUCUUUAGGGGAGGAUAACACAGUGGGAAACUGUUUUAAGUAUCUGAGUGCAGUGUCUGGAUGUGCUCACACUAAUGCUGAGUGAUAACAAAGACACCCUGAGUUGGUGAACGGUUGGGCCCAGGAAGCCCAACAGUUUACUCUGAGCUCUAAGAUUUAUGACUCAGCCCCUCCAGCCCCUGGCAAGGUGGUCUGCCGCUCUUUGCAGCUAUCUGCUGUGGUACUGGGGGAGAGAGGUCUGUGCACGGUGGCAUCUUCAGAGUGGCCUGCAGAAACCCUUUCACAAGUAUAGCCAACCCUUUUCAAGAUGAAAGGAAUUCUAGCAUUUAACAUUCCUUUCCUCAGAAGAACUGCAUUCUCAAAGGUCACCAAUUGAAAGAAUGCAAUGUCUAAAAAUCAGAGGUUCCCACAUUUCCCCCAAAUACUGAAGGUCUGUCUCUAGGGACAGGGCUGGCUCAUGACUAGUGUAUGCUGAAGGCACUCAUGCCUUCAGAGCCCACUUCUACAUUCUAAAAGACAAUCAUAUAAGACCCACAUGCAAGACUGCACUGAUACAAAGACAAAUCCAUUAAUAUUGUAUAUUAAAACACUUUUCUCAAUAAACAUUCCAUUUUUAUGGUUUUAAAAUAGAAUAUCACUUUCAUGGAUCCCUACUAAAAUUGUGGGUCCAGGGCAUGGUGCCUGCUAUGUUGUGGGUAUGUCUUAGUUUCAUUGGACUACUCUAACCAAAUGCCACAGAUGGUGUGGCUUGCAAACAAUAGUUCUCACAAUUUGAGAGGAUAAAACUUCUGAGGUCAGGGUAACAGAACAGGCAGGGCCCAAUGAGGGCUUUUCUUCAGGUCACUGACUGCUGAUACCCCACUGUGAGUCAUGUGGUGAGGAGGGUCAUGUGAUGAGAAGCGUCAUGUGAUGAGUAGGGCAAAUGAGCUCCCUAAGACAUCGUUUUUGAUGAAACUCAGCCCUACUGCAGGCUCUGCCUUCAUCGAAUGACCCCCAGAAAGACCCACCUCCUAAUGACAUCACCUUUGAGGUUAGGUUUCAUCAUGUGAAUUUCAGAGGUAUAUAAACAUACUAUAGAGUAG